Molecule: messenger RNA, 1245 nt
Organism: Caenorhabditis remanei
Lineage: Eukaryota; Metazoa; Nematoda; Chromadorea; Rhabditida; Rhabditidae
Exons: 4
Coding region: 1-1245 (414 amino acids)
Cellular component (GO): NURF complex; MLL1 complex
Source: RefSeq, a predicted model, not a curated record
AUGAACUCCAGAAACUACGAGACACACGUACCGCCACUGGCGAGUAACACAGUGACGAUCGCAACUUCCUCGACGGGACAGGGCCGCCUCCAACAACAAUUCACCGGUAUUCGCCCCCUCAAUUCCGUCCCAAUGCGUCAAGUUCCCAUACGAAAAGUGGCUCACGACGGAGGGGGCGGAGCCUCCACAAGCUCCGCCCAAUUUCUACAAAUCAAAGAGGAAGUUGACGAUGGAUUCGGAACGCCGACUUGCUCAUCGGGUCCACUCAUCGCCUCAACCUCCAACUCAUUCCAACAAUAUCAAAGGGGCGGUCCGACUGGAGGGGGCGGAGCUACAGUAACCUCGGGAGCCCUCGUAAUGAAUAAUAACGGGGAUCGAAGUAGUAUGGCAAUGGAUCAACCGGCGCCCGUCAAUUUGGCUGCGAAGGUGGCCGAAGUUUUUCUGACCGCCGGCCACGCAUUCCAGAAAUUGGGUGAUUUGACACUUCAAUUGCACACGACGACCGAUGUGGAUGAGAGUAAAUGGUCGGAGAAAGAGGUGGAUAAUUUGAAGAAUGCGUUGACGAGAUUUGCACAUGAUUUGGAUCAGAUUAGUAGUGCUGUGCAGAAUCGGAGCACUCGCCUCGUAAAAAACGAGAUCAAACGACGCCAUAUGCUGGCUGCCGACGAUUCUCAACAAGCACCGAAACGAAUGCAAAUGAGUGGAGUGGGCGGAGUCCAGGGACAACCGACGGGUACUUAUACGACAGUGAAUUCAGUUGGAAUGAUGUCUGGACACGCUGUUCCACUCGGACAGAAAAGAUUGGGUGGUGGAGGACUGACGAUGGGAAAAUUGAUGGCUGCUAGGACAAUGAUCCCGGCCGCCCGUUUCACGGUGACUCCGAUUCCGGGCUCCGCCUCCUCUUCCUCUGGGCUCCACCCCUCCGUCGUCAACUCUCAAUCUCAGUCUCCAUCACCCGCCGGAAUGCCACAAUUACAGUCUCAAAGUGGAGGACCAUCGACAUCGUCAGUGGGCGGAGCUUCCUCGUCCAGAAUAAUAUCGACGACGACGUCAGGAACGACGACGCCUUCUGGAGCCAAUAGUAGUACGCCGACGACGAUGACUCGAGUCAUGGCGCCACAAUUACAGCAUGGAGGAGGAGGUGUGACAAAGAAUCAGAAUUCAGUGGUGAAACAACGAGUCAUGACACCAGUGACGAUGAGUAUGCCCACGUCUGGAGCACUCGUUUUAGAGCAUACUGAUUAA